AUGGCAUCUCGAAGGUUUAAGCAAGCUGCGACCACUGCUAAGAGCACGAAGGCUUCUACCGGUGCAGGAGUAGUGAAGCGCAGUCACAAGAAGCUUCGUUUCCAUGAGAACGGCCUACUCAAUGUUGAGACACAGACGGGAAAGUACCUCAAGAUCGCGAGACAGAACCAGCGGGACUCCCCAUUACUGCGGUUGCCAGCAGAGAUUCGCCAUUUGAUCUUCGGGUACGCACUUGGCGGCAAGACAUUCUAUAUCCAUCACGACGACCGUCAAGGCAUUGCAAAGAAUGAAACGGUCUCAAAGAACACCCUUGCUCUGCUCGCUGUCUGCCGACAGGUCUUUGCUGAAACCGCUUUGUUACCCUUCAGCUCGAACACCUUCUCAGCUACACAUCCCCAAGUGUUCAAUAUGUGGAUUGAAGACUUUCCCUCGGUCUUUGCUGAAGCUGUCACUUCGGUACGCCUUCAUCCCUGCGUAGUGUUCUCUCUUCCGGAUCAAUGGCUCGACCUUCAUGCCGGCAUACCAGAUAGGCAGGAUCUCAGGCUCGGCCACGGAGACAAGCGACUGUCUUCGAACUUGACCUCUCUCAAGGACGUACAGCUUGUUGUGGGCAUGGUGAUAAGAGGCUCCAAGCAAGAUAGCAAGAAGCUGCAAGAACGCGGUUGGCAGUUCAUAAAAGGUCUGUAUGAGGCAGAGAACAGCAAGGUCGAAUUCACCAGAGGUUGGAGACUGCCUUUGCUUUUCUAG
Alternaria incomplexa is the source of this 747-nucleotide messenger RNA. RefSeq lists its product as uncharacterized. The record is from RefSeq and is a predicted model, not a curated record. The transcript is spliced from 2 exons. The coding region runs from base 1 to 747 and encodes 248 amino acids. Lineage: Eukaryota; Fungi; Ascomycota; Dothideomycetes; Pleosporales; Pleosporaceae.